AUGUUGUCUAGGAGUUUGGAUUGUAGUGGUGGAGAUAAGAGGAGUCUGGGAUCUGGGUUGAUGAUGGUUAAGUCAUUGCAGCCAUCUGUGAUGGUUGAUGAGAGGAGGUUGAGCUUGGAUUUAGGCGAUGCUACUGGUGAUCUCACUGUAUCUGAUAGCGAUAGUGUUUCCUCUGGGGCUCGUGGCAUUUUUAUUUCUGCAAGGUUUUGGCAAGAAACAAAUAGCAGGUUGAGGCGCUUGCAGGAUCCAGGUUCACUAUUACCAACUAGUCCUAAUUCCAGAAUGAGCAUUUCAUCAAAAACCAGUCAAUCAAAAAGAUUUGGUGUUGAUGGUACUGUGAUAUCUCCCAGAACUAUUGCUUCUUCAACUAUUAGGGGAGCCACGAGGCCUGCCUCGCCUACUAAGCUUUGGACACCUACGGCUUUGUCUCCAUCACGAGGGAUUUCUAGUCCUUCAAGGGUGAGACCCAUGAGUAGUUAUCCUGGUAGUACACCUUCAAUUCUUAGUUUCUCAGUUGAUUUAAGGAGAGGGAAGAUGGGGGAGGAUCGAAUUGUUGAUGCACAUAUGUUGAGGCUUCUGUACAACCGUUACUUGCAAUGGUGGUUUGUAAAUGCAAAGAUAUACAACUAAUGAUAAGUGUAACACCUCUUGAUUUGUGGUCAAAAUGGUGAUUAUUUAAAUAUUAUAUCAUUAAUAAUAGAUAUUCAGAAUUAAAGGGAAAAGUAGUUUAGCUAAAGAAAACGAUUAAAGAAAUGGGAAAAGCUCCCUAUCAACGACGCAUAAGAACAAGAGGAUAUUCUUUUUCAGUCAUACGAUAGGUCUGCAUGCAUGCAAUCUCUCAACCUAAUCAUCCAUGCUAUACUAUGCAAGCUUAUGUGCUAGAAUUAGUUAUAACUGAACAAGUUGGUAC
This is a messenger RNA of Manihot esculenta (cassava), 910 nucleotides long. Its product is annotated as QWRF motif-containing protein 2-like. Gene Ontology annotation, biological process: spindle assembly; centrosome cycle. NCBI's taxonomy places the organism in Eukaryota, Viridiplantae, Streptophyta, Magnoliopsida, Malpighiales, Euphorbiaceae. The record is from RefSeq and is a predicted model, not a curated record. The coding region runs from base 1 to 630 and encodes 209 amino acids. The transcript is spliced from 2 exons. Gene Ontology annotation, molecular function: microtubule binding. Gene Ontology annotation, cellular component: centrosome; nuclear microtubule; cytoplasm.